Botrytis fragariae is the source of this 285-nucleotide messenger RNA. RefSeq lists its product as uncharacterized. The coding region runs from base 1 to 285 and encodes 94 amino acids. The transcript has 2 exons. NCBI's taxonomy places the organism in Eukaryota, Fungi, Ascomycota, Leotiomycetes, Helotiales, Sclerotiniaceae. The record is from RefSeq and is a predicted model, not a curated record.
AUGGCGAGAAGGAGUCAAGUCAAUCAUAUACAAGAUGGAGAGAGAUCAUUAGCAGACAGAGAGACAGAAAAGACACUCUCAAUCAUUCACCACCCCUCAUACAAAAUGCCAUCCUUCACCGAAACCCCCUCAACCACAGCCAAUACGGCCCCAAACACCACUACGGUCGACACCUCCAAUCAAUCUACCGAGACAGUACAGAAGACCGAGGCUCAACUAGAGGCGGAUAGACUGUACGAGGAAAGAAUCGAGGAGGAGUAUGCUAAGAGAGAAGGUGGUGCUUAG